AUGAACGGCCCGGGUUCUUGUGGUAUGUGCUUUUCCAUUGUUACACAUCUAUUGACACCUCAGCACCUGAAAAAUAUCACCGCCAUGAUCGUCAGGGACCUCAGACGUCUCUGCCUCAUCAUCGGUUCCUUUCUUUGCCUCAUCUCCAUCACCCGCAUCAUCUGGGUGUUCCCUUCUCUAGCCGGGACGAGCGGGACCAAAAUCCUAACCUCCCUCCUCGGCGACACUUUUGGUCGUUCCGACAGCAAAAGCGGCUCCUCGUCAUCAAGGAACCAAGUACCGUACCACGGCGGUGGCAGCAAUUCUUCCACUUCGUCUUCAUCCAAAGAUGGCACCGCCAAAUCCUCCCAGACGGGAGCUUCAAACGGCGACAGUAUCGCCCCGACGACGAACUCGAACACGCACCACAGCCAUCAAACAGUCUACUCAGUCUCCACCCCCAACGGCGCCUACUUUCGCAUCCAAUUCGCUUCUUCCUCUGAUGACGAGCACAUCACACCCGCUUUCAACCCCAACAUCAUCCCCCACCCAACCCGGCCAGGCAUCUUCAUCGUCGUCGCGCAAAAGUGGCAAGACCCGCUACCUCGCGAUCCAUCAUCCCCUGAUGACUCUGCUGAAAGCAAGAAACCACCACCACCACACAAGUUUCAGCACGUAACUACCUCGUCAGAAGUCCACUGUCUCGCUUCUUUCGUUGAUAUCACCACUUCCCCUUCCCCUCCCACUUCCCAAUCCCAAUCCCAAUCCCAAUCAAAACAUCCAGCGUCUCAAGAGAAAAAACAAAAGGAAAAGUCAAAAAUCCUCCGAUGUCUACCGGACCACCCGCCCUACCCGCUCCUGAUCUCGGCAACUCCAGGGAACAACUGCGUCGGACCCCUCUUGGGAGUCUUGACGUUCAAUGUCGGUCCGCAUGAUGCGCGAGUGUUUUACGGAGGGGACGGCAAGCCGUAUACGAUUUUCGGAAGCAAUUCGCAGUUUACGUGCUUUGGGAUGUGGAUGCAGGAUUUCCGGGUGGUGGUGGAGUGGUGGGGGGUGCAAGUGGAGGCGUUUGGAGCGGGGGAGGGGUGGCGGGUUGCGGGGGAGUUGCAGCGGCCUGGGGUUCUACCUCUAGGAGCGAGUGAGGCUGGUGAUGGAAAAGGAAAGGGGGAUGAAAAGGGUAAUGAGGAGUUGAGGGCGGCGGGUGUUGCUGUUGAUGAGGAGAAACCAGAAAUUGCGCCAGGAUGGAGCGAGGUGGAAAAAAACUGGUUUGUGUUUUGGGCGCCUCCCCUUCCCCUCGACUCUGGCUCCUCCGACUCCUCCCCAGACUCAUCCCACCACAAACCCCAAGAUCAACAGCAACUCCAGACAUACAUCCAUUACGACUUUUACCCGCACCGCUCCUUCGCCCUCUUGCACGAUGACGGGUCCGCCACUGCCAUUCCCUCUUCUUUCAUGUCAGCUCACUCCGACGAGAAAUGUCUUUCUCACUUCUUGCCUCCCUUACCAUCCGCAGAACCAGUGUCAAUCCACCAAUCGACCAACAGCCUCCGACUCACCCUGUGUAAUCGCUCCGAGCCAACAUGCGUGGUGACGGAGGAGAAUACCUACAUCUUGACCAUGAUCCAGUACAAGACGUUUUACCACUUUCAUUCGGAAUAUGAGCCGUAUGUGGUGUUGUUUUCCCAAAAAGCGCCGGGGUUUGAAGUGUUUGGGGUGUCGCGGAAGCCGCUGUGGAUCGAGGGGCGAAAGAGAGAGAAAGGAGAGGAGGGACAGGAGAGAACGGACAUGUUUUAUGUGACUAGUGUUAAUUGGCGAGAUUACCACGGCGAUGACGAACAAGGGGCAGGGUAUCAUGGGUAUCUGGAUGAUGUUCUGAUUAUCGGGUUUGGCAUUGAGGAUAAGGAGAGUGGAGGGAUUGAUGUGUUGGCUGGGGAGUUGGUCAAGGGGAUCGGGAUUUGCUCCGAGGUUGUGGGCGAUGUGAAAGAGCAGGCGACGACGGUCUCGGUGUUCGGUGGUGGUGAGAAGCAAGUCGAGCAAGGGGAGAACGCUCCUCCGGGGUCUGAUGGGUUCCCCGCUCAGGACAUUCCACCGGAGAUUCCAGCUGAUUUUCCGGCCAAUUUCCCCGCGGCUGCUCCAGCUCCGGAACCGGUGCAAGCGGAUUUCGGUUUGGGACCGGGAGUGCAAAUGGACUCUCCGCCGCCGCAACCUCAGCCCGGGUCGCAGAACGGAAUCUGA
This is a messenger RNA of Neurospora hispaniola, 2214 nucleotides long. RefSeq lists its product as uncharacterized. The record is from RefSeq and is a predicted model, not a curated record. The transcript is spliced from 2 exons. The coding region runs from base 1 to 2214 and encodes 737 amino acids. NCBI's taxonomy places the organism in Eukaryota, Fungi, Ascomycota, Sordariomycetes, Sordariales, Sordariaceae.